UCACUUCACUUGUUGCACUUAUCGUACUUUCAAAAACUUUAUCCCAUUGAAUAAUAUACCCGUUUUCGUGAGAAUGGUAAUCUCUUAUCUUAAUUGAGUCGAUCUAGAAUUGAAAAACAGUUUAUGUUAUCUAAUUAACCGUUAUAACAGUGAUACGGGAUCGUGGGAGCGUGUUUUCGUUUUCCGUUGAUACUUUACGAUGCACCUGCAGUGCAGAUAUUAUGUCGAUUGCUGCAACGCACCGAGUGAACAAUCGUGACACGGUUGAACGACUAAAUAAUGAAAAUCCUGUUAGUUACCCAUGCUUGUGUUACGAGACAGGUGGAACGAGAUCGUACAAGUCUGUGAGGAGUCAUCAAGAAAAAGCAGUUCUACAUCAAUGGAUUCAGACAGGCUGUCUUCAGCAAAUAUUUCAACACACAGUUCAGGGACAGCGGGAACAGUUGGAGGGUCUGUGGUGGGAGUCAGGCCUGGUGAAGCCGGCCAUAAGAGACAGGAUGAAGAUGAAUAUAACUUGGGACCUUUGCCUCCGAUGUGGGAGAAGGCAUUUACACCUUCAGGAGAGGCGUAUUUUAUAGAUCACAACACUGGAACUUCUCACUGGCUCGAUCCUCGACUUGCUAGGGUCCGGAAACACUCUCUAGGAGAAUGCGGAGAGGACGAGCUGCCCUACGGAUGGGAGAGGGUCACAGACGAGAGAUAUGGGUCGUAUUAUGUGGACCAUAUCAACAGGCGGACACAGUAUGAGAACCCGGUGCUGCAGGCUAGAAGGUUACGAGCAGAAAAAAUAGGCCCCGAAAACGGAAAUGGAGGCCCACCAAAUGGAUCAAGUUCUUCCGGAGAGCUGCGAGGCGAAAGGUUCGCUCUCACGCUCACGAAAAGCACACAGGGUCUGGGCUUCACACUGAUUGGUGCCGAAGGUCUGCCAGAAACGGAGGGGUAUCUACAGAUUCGCAGUAUCGUGCCAAACAGUCCCGCAUGGAUUGAUGGUGCCCUGCGACCCGGAGAUGUGCUGGUCGGAGUUGGCGGCCGAGGCGUGCGAGGCCUGUCACACGCGCAAGUAGCACAGAUGUUCCAAAACAUUGCGCCUGGGAGCAGUGUUGCGUUACAUCUAGUUAGAGGGUACCCUCUCUCCUUUGAUUCUGAAGACCCUAAUACCAGGGUACUCAGUACUCUGGCAGUAGAUGCCAGCACACCGGCCUCUUCAGACGCUGUGGCCAUGCAACAACUGACAAGGGCUUUAAGGACAAGAUUCAAUUUGGAUUCUCCGUCAAACACGAGUUGUGGUCGUGAUGAAGCGGACACAGCCACACCUAGUCCUGGACAAAGAAGACUGAUGUCUCGCUCUUUCGACCUUGAUGCUAUGAGUGACCAGCGGGACCAGGGACAAGCACAAGAUCAACUAAGCAACAGCGCGCAGUCCUCCGGCGGCGCGGGCGCGGGCGCGGGCGCGGGGCGCGAGCUGGAGCUGCGCCUGCGCCGCGGCGCCGCCGGCUUCGGCUUCACCGUCGCCGACAGCGUGCACGGACAGAAAGUUAAAAAGGUAUUGGACCGAUCGCGAUGCUCCGGCGCAGGGCUCCGCGAGGGGGACUUACUGCUACAAAUUGGAGAUACCGACGUACGACACGCGCCGCACCAACGGGUAGUACAGGUCCUGAAAGAUUGUCCCGCCAUGCACGAGACAACAAUUCGAGUGUGGAGAAGGAACAACGCCACCGGUAGAGCCCCUCGCAGCCGCUCGGCUACUAGAGUACCUCCUACGAACAGUAAGAAAUAAUACAAAAAAGGAUUGACUAAC
Leguminivora glycinivorella is the source of this 1798-nucleotide messenger RNA. Its product is annotated as membrane-associated guanylate kinase, WW and PDZ domain-containing protein 2-like. The transcript has 11 exons. Gene Ontology annotation, cellular component: cytoplasm. The record is from RefSeq and is a predicted model, not a curated record. Gene Ontology annotation, molecular function: protein binding. Gene Ontology annotation, biological process: signal transduction. Lineage: Eukaryota; Metazoa; Arthropoda; Insecta; Lepidoptera; Tortricidae. Bases 302 to 1777 code for a protein of 491 amino acids.